Penicilliopsis zonata CBS 506.65 is the source of this 1127-nucleotide messenger RNA. RefSeq lists its product as hypothetical. Lineage: Eukaryota; Fungi; Ascomycota; Eurotiomycetes; Eurotiales; Aspergillaceae. The record is from RefSeq and is a predicted model, not a curated record. Bases 1 to 1050 code for a protein of 349 amino acids. The transcript is spliced from 2 exons.
AUGGAUUUGACUCGGGCACACAGUCUCUCCGACCUCAACGAGACCACGACUGAUGUCACUCUAUUUGUCGAAAUGCCGAGCGACGUGCGCGGACAGCUUCAGGGAUACAAGCCGGCUGAUGGAAACGACGAUACUGCCGAGUUUUUGAAACAAGUCUUCAGAUACCUGCCGUCGGAUGGCAAGAGCCAUCUCGCCGACGAUCUCUUGCAGUGUCAUUCAGACGACAACAUCCGGCAGCUGGCCCAGAACAUCGAGUCAGGGCUGUUGGUUCCCAUCAAGGCUGCUGGAGCCAAGACAGCGACCAUUACCCCGUCGCCACGAAUCGGCUUAGAAGAGUCGAUUGAAAAUCUCGGCUCAACCAUCGACUCGUCGAUGGUUCGAAAGCAGAAGGAGCUGCGCGAGCGGUGCUCGCGCCGCGACGGCGACAUGUGCGUUAUCUCAGGGGUAUUCGACAGCGACAAGGACGCCCCCCCCGGCAAGGAGACAGCGGACCUGGAGGCAGCGCACAUAAUACCUUUCUGUCUUGCCUCGUUCAAAGAUCCUGCGGAACAGCGGUACAUCACCAGUGUAUGGAACACGAUGUAUCGCUAUUUCCCGGGCAUCCGCUCGCGGAUCGCUUUCGAAUACCAGAGCAUAGACGAAGCCCGAAAUGCCAUGAUGCUUGUUUCUAUCAUUCACAGACAGUUUGGGAAGUUCAACAUCGCCCUCGAGGCCACCGGAGUGCCCAGCCAGUACCGCGUGAAGACCUUCCCCCGCCUCCCCACGACUAUUCGGUGGUAUUUGCCUAAGAAUGGCAUCGUCAACCUCAUCACCCACGACGGCCGAGAGGAACUUCCCUCUCCUCUCCUGCUGCAGGUCCACGCUGCGAUUGCGAAUAUACUUCAUGCGACAGGCCGUGCCGAAGCUAUCAACAAGGCCCUCCAGGAUUAUGAUGACAUCAGCGUCCUGGCUCGAAGCGGCGCUACGAAUAUCGCACGACUUCUCGCUGUCAGCAGACUGCCCUCACUGGCAAUAGCCUCGCCGAAUGCGAACCGCCCGUCAAAGACCUGAUGACUGCUCGUGCAUCCUGCCAGAAUAAUUGAUUCCACUCAAUGAUCGUGUCAAAUAUCAUGCUAGAGAGUUCGCCG